Messenger RNA from Anthostomella pinea, 402 nucleotides. Lineage: Eukaryota; Fungi; Ascomycota; Sordariomycetes; Xylariales; Xylariaceae. The record is from the annotation of a GenBank genome assembly.
AUGCGGGCCUCUCUUUCCCCUCACCUGCUUCUUGCGAGCGUUGCCUCAGCCUCCAUCCUCGAGAGCUACGGGUUCGGCAUUGUGGAAUCGCAAGGACUGUUGCGGAAGCACGCUGAGCUACUCCGGCGGCAGGCAGACAACAACGCAACAUGCCGCUUUAGCAUGCCGACGGACAUCUGGACCACCUGUGCCGGCUUUCUCUCCGAGUUUAACAUCACGCUCGACUAUUUCCGAAUAGCCAACCCCAGUAUCGGUCCCAGCUGCGCCGACUUCGAGCCUGGCACGACGUACUGCGUUUCGAUGGGAUCUAGUAUCUGGGAAGGCUGUGCCUACCUCUACGAACGCAAUGUGCGGUACCCAGCAGAACUGGACCAGCACAUGUAUCGGGAGCCAGUGGGGUGA